This is a messenger RNA of Mugil cephalus (flathead mullet), 3818 nucleotides long. RefSeq lists its product as uncharacterized. The transcript has 11 exons. The record is from RefSeq and is a predicted model, not a curated record. Bases 199 to 3420 code for a protein of 1073 amino acids. NCBI's taxonomy places the organism in Eukaryota, Metazoa, Chordata, Actinopteri, Mugiliformes, Mugilidae.
CGCGCAGCUAGGCGAGGCUAUCAAGUAAACAACGACCGCCGCUUCCCGUCAUAUCUGCAACGAUGCUGACAUUUAACUUCACCCCAGUUAAAAGGAGCUGCAAAGACACUUUCUGUUGGACUAUCUAAGCUUUUCGGACCCGUCUUCGAGGAAAUAAACGACAGACUGCAAGCGGCAACCUUUUAAUGGUUAUGGAGAAUGAUGGACAACCCUGCAGCAAAUAAGAGCCACGCCCCCUGUCUGUCGUGGGAGGGCCAGAAUGGCUGGUGCACGACGGCAUCGCAGGGACCCAUCAACCUGCUUACCAGCUCUCAGCAUCACAGCAUGGGCUCGCCCGACCAGAGGCCCUCCUACGACCACAUGCAGGCGUCCGGUCAAAGCUGCAUGACCAACCUGAGCGUCCUACCUCCCAGACACGGCCUCCAUCACGCGGCCAUGCACAACAAAGCCCCUCACAUGUGCAGCGUUUCAUCCUCCAACGCAUUGUUCGCCAACGCCGCCGCUGCUGCUGCCCCGAGUGCCUCCCACAUCGCGUCCUAUGCACAGCAGCCGCUGCUGAUAACUGCGAACCACGGGAAAAACCUUCCCCCGCCGUCCCUUCCCCAGCCGAACCAGCAUCUCCCGGUCCUCUCGCCCCUUGACCAUUACAAAGCAAACUUUCAGACUCCGUUAACCAGUCAGGGUUUACCAAAUGGACUUCAGGAGCUGCCCGUUAGCCUGCCGUCAUGCGGACAACACGAGCAGCUUCAGUGGAUGCCUUCUUUGCAUUAUAGAGAUACUGUGAAUGAGUCUGUCCCAGAUGCAGCUGUUCACUCUAACAAAGAGCCGCUGCCAGAAGGGAACAUUACUCCAGGGGCCAACAAUGACAGACUACGUCGUUCACUACUUUUGCAUCAACGCGCACAACUACUUAAACAGCUGGAGGAAAUGGAUAAACUUCUGGAAUCCAUUCCCCCAGAUGAGGGCAGUGAGGGCCAAGCUCCACAGACGAACAAUCAGCCACAACUUGUGGCAAAUAGUUCACCUUCGUUGUCUCGUGAAGAAAACGAAACCUGUGAAGCGCCACCAGGUCCAGUGAACAAAGCAAUAUCGGUGAAAGUGGAAACUGCUUCAGCCAAGUCAGGGGACGACAGUGAUCCCGAUUACGUACCUGAUGAUGAUGACGAGGAGGAAUGUGACUUAUCCAAGUCUGAGACAGAGGGUUGUUAUUCGAACGAAUCCAGUCACGGCAGUCCUUUGCCCCCGUCGGCAAAACCUCGUCCCUCCAGGAAAAAAACGGCUAAACCGGAAGGUUCUUUGUGUAAGGACGAAAACUUCACACCUCCUCCAAAAAAGAUAUUUAUGAGUUCUCAAAAGAAGCGUUCAGAAACUCUGGUGUUACCGAUUACACAUUCGCAGAAACAUCGUGUCUAUGACAAGAGGAGUUACUGUUUUUUUUGCCAUAAACCAGUCAUCAAAAUGGCGCGGCAUCUUGAGACGGUCCACAGUGACAAAGCGGAGGUGGCGGCUGCGUUUCAGUAUCCCAAGCAUUCCAAAGAAAGACAAAAGAUAUGGAACAAACUGACAAAUCAAGGAAACUUUGCACACAACAAAGAUGUUUUGAGGUCGGGAAAGGGACAACUUGCCGUUCGCAAAAGACCAAAACGCAUCGGCAGAGCACAAGACUUCCUUCACUGUCUCUACUGUCAGGGUCUUUAUUUGAAGAAAGCUUUGUUCAGACACAUGAGAAGGUGCCCCGAGAAGGUGAAGUCCGAAAACGAAUCGAAGAUCGGGAGAAAGCGCAUCGCGUCGCGGUGUGCCCUCGAAGCGUUGGGAGACCUCGGAGUGAGCGACGCUUUUAGGAGCGUCAUGAACGAGAUGAUAUACGACGACGUGACGCAAACCAUCAUGGACGACAAGAUUAUCUUACAGUUCGGAGAGCAGAUGUUUAACCAGUUCGGCUCUGACGAGAAGAAUUACGGAUACAUACGGCAGAACCUUCGUCAGGUAGCGAGACUUGUGCUCAAGGCUCAAAAAACGACCCCCAUGCAGGAGUUGGAGGAUUUCUUUUACCCCUCAAACUUCACACAUGUGGUGUCGGCAGUGAAUGCCCUGGCAGGCUAUGACCCUGAAAAGAAGAAGUACGCCACUCCUUCUCUUGCCCUCAAGCUCGGUUACCACCUACAGAAGACGUGCAGUAUCGUUGAGGCUAACGCGGUGAAGCGCGGUGACGCGGAGCUGGCCGAGUCCGCGAGGUGUUUCCUCACCGAGUACCAGGAGAACUGGAACGAGCUCAUCUCUUCGGGGGCGUUGACGAGUCUCAAAGAAACCAAGCUGAACGCAGACAAGAAGGUGCCGUUCGGCCAAGACGUGAAGACCCUGCAUUUCCACCUGGAGAACUUUCACGUCGUGGCAGAAAAGAAACUCAGAGAAGAAACUUCUGCAGAAAACUACGCCGCUCUGGCCAGGGUCAUACUCUGCAGGGUGAUGAUGUUCAACAGGAGAAAGUGCAGAGAGGUGUCGUCGAUUAACGUACAAGCCUUCUUGUCUCGGAAGAAGACGGACGUUCACGACGACAUGGACAUCUCCGUGUCGGAUUUGGAGAAAACCAUGUGCAAGUUCUUCUGUAGAAUUGACAUUCGAGGGAAUUGUGGGCGAAUGGUCCCCGUUUUACUGAAGCCUUCGUUCGUGUCAGCCAUGGAGCUUCUCGUAAAGGUCCGCGAGGAAUGCGGCGUCCCCAGCACGAACCACUUCCUCUUCGCCCGACCGUGCACGAUGUCGGCCUACCGAGGGUCCGAGUGCAUCCAGAGGUUUGUCAAAGCGUGCGGCGCGAAAAACCCCGAAGCCCUGACGCUGAGAAAGAUCCAGAAGCAUUUCACGACGAUGCUGCAGCUGAUGAACCUGGAUGAAAACGAGGCCUACCACAUCUUAGGCCCCAACAACCAGGUCCAGGUCCUGAGACAGAACAUUGCCAUGACGCUCGACGACGUUGAGCUGCAGUCUGGAGCACAACAACAAGCUGCAUCGUGGCAUCACAGUGAAGUGGGCGGCGUUGGCUGUGGACCUGGAGAUCUGCACCAUCAACCAGCGUGUGGAGCUCCGACCAGCUCCAGCAUCAACACACCUGCAAAAACAGGGCCACAAGGCGCCACCUAUAAACCCAAACAGAAAUGGGACGAGGAAGAAGUUUGCGCCGUGGAAAGACACAUGAUGCGCUUCAUUCAAGGACACAGGGUUCCUCAGAAGAACGACUGCAUGCAGUGUCUCGAGGCCGAGCCCAAAGCGCUGAGGACCCGGACGUGGAAGGGCGUCAAGGACUACGUCAGAAACAGGAUCACGACCCUAAAGAGACAAACCGGCUCAUCGCUGAACGCAUCGAAAACCAGCGCCGGGCAAAUGGAAGCGCAGCAGCAGAGCACUGAGCGUUACCAGCAGCUGUAGACAAAAAGUCUGAUUCAUGCUACUCCCCCAUCGUCGGUUUACUCAUUUACCUCUAUCAGGACCUGUCUCUUCCAGCAUUUAUGAAGUUGGCCAAAAAUAAUUUGAUUAAUGUUUGUAUUCAUGAUUAACGGUUCGUAUGUAUGAGCACAGUAAGUCUCGCUGCGUUUUUUUUUUCCUUCUAUCAUGUUCGUUUGACAGAGACCGUUAAUAAAUGUUGUGUCAUUCAGAUUUAAAUGAUGUCGAAUGUUUACUUUUCCGAUGGAGGAUUUGUUCACCUACUGUGACCCACCCUAUUAGUUAUACAAUAUUUGGUUACUCUGUUUGGUAUAGUAGGACGUGGUUUAUCGUUUUUGAUAAUUUCACCAAGAAUAAAGUUCCCGGAAUAAAAAUUGUGUUUG